AUGGAUCUCAUUCGAACUUACAACUUGGCGUCUGUUCUGGCUCCUGGUGAGCUUCUCAUCGAUGCGAUGUGUGAUACCGAUGUGAACUUGUGUUUACCAGUGGUUGCUUGCGAUCUCAGGCCGAGCGCGGACAUGGAGAUCCUACGCAAAACUCUACCACCAUUGGAUACAUCGCCAACAGGGCCCUUCCAUAUCUGUCACAUACCAAACGAAAUGGUUGAAAAUGGCAUCACUAUCACAGGAACCACCGUCUAUGUGACCACAGGGCCCUCUGGUACCAAAGACCAUGAAAAUGCGACCAGUACUCUCUAUUCGCUUACCUCGGGACUUAGAACUUCCAUCAAAACACUUUGGAGCAUCCCCUAUGAUGCCGGGCAUGUGAAGAAGCCUGGUACAUUUGCGCGUAGCUCAGGUGCAACCCCGGCAUUGCUAGGAGGUCGGUAUGUGGCUAUCACGGACAAUGCAAACAGCUGGGACAGCCUAGUCGUUUAUCAUCAGAAAGCGCAGAAUGGUUCUUCGCAGACUAUUUGCAGUGUCCCGUUAUUUGAAUCGGGGCUAAGCAAUGUCGACACCGCACCUCUAACUCACCGCGAUGGCAAUACCUAUGGUGUGACGCUUUGCAACGAUUUCAAUGCACUAACCCUAUACUAUGUGGACCCGGGCUUGGAUGGGAAAUUCAAUAACCUAACGCCUCUUGGUGUGAUCCGCGUUGAUAUCGCUGCCGAUGGCAGUUCCUGCAAAGUUGCCUGGGAGAAUGACCUGAGGGUCCAGUCUGUUCCGCUUCUUCACACCAGAAUGGCCUAA
Penicillium samsonianum is the source of this 804-nucleotide messenger RNA. RefSeq lists its product as uncharacterized. The transcript has a single exon. The coding region runs from base 1 to 804 and encodes 267 amino acids. The record is from RefSeq and is a predicted model, not a curated record. Lineage: Eukaryota; Fungi; Ascomycota; Eurotiomycetes; Eurotiales; Aspergillaceae.